Uloborus diversus is the source of this 3381-nucleotide messenger RNA. Its product is annotated as synaptic vesicle membrane protein VAT-1 homolog-like. The record is from RefSeq and is a predicted model, not a curated record. Gene Ontology annotation, molecular function: oxidoreductase activity. Bases 69 to 1286 code for a protein of 405 amino acids. The transcript has 10 exons. NCBI's taxonomy places the organism in Eukaryota, Metazoa, Arthropoda, Arachnida, Araneae, Uloboridae.
GGUCCUGAGGCAUCGGCAACCAGCUGUCAAACGAGGAGCGCGGCAUAUCACACAACCGGAGUUCCAUCAUGGGUGAUUCGAAAACAGAUGACAGCAAGGCAGCCGAUAAUAAAACGACUCAAAAUGCCGAGGAACCGGCGAGCCCUGCCCCCAACGAAAUGCGGGCCAUCGUGCUAACAGGUUUCGGAGGCCUCAAAGCCGUGAAAGUGAUGAAAAAGCCGGAGCCGACACCGGGCGAAGGCGAAGUGCUCAUUAGAGUAAAAGCAUGUGGACUUAAUUUUCUUGAUCUAAUGGUUCGUCAGGGUGCGAUUGAUAAUCCUCCCAAAACUCCAUUCAUAAUGGGAUUUGAAUGUGCAGGAGUGGUUGAAGCCGUAGGAGAAGGGGUCACGGAAUUUAAAGUAAAUGACUCGGUGGCAGCUCUCACGGAGUAUAAAGCUUGGGCCGAACUGGUUUCUGUUCCUGCCAAGUAUGUGUAUGCGCUGCCAUCUGGAAUGGGACAUCAAGAAGCAGUGUCCAUGCUCAUGAACUAUGUGGUGGCCUAUUGUUUGCUGUUUGACAUUGGAAAUUUACAGAAAGGACAGAAAGUGUUAGUCCAUUCAGCUGGUGGAAGUGUUGGAUUAGCUGUAGCUUCCUUGUGUAAAACUAUUUCAGACGUCACGCUCAUCGGAACAGCUUCCAAGCACAAGCACGAUAGCAUUUCCGAAUACUUUACACAUUUGUUCGAUCAUGGCACAGAUUAUGUUCAAGAGAUUAAAAAGUUAUUACCUGAUGGCGUUGAUCUUGCCCUUGACUGCCUAUGUGGAGAAGAUGCAAACAAAGGAUACAGUCUUUUGAAACCACUUGGAAGAUAUGUUUUGUAUGGUACCUCUAGCAUUGUUUCUGGAGAAACAAAAAGCUUUUUCAGUUUCGCAAAGUCAUGGUGGCAAGUGGACAAAGUAAGCCCAAUCAAGCUCUUUGACGAAAACAAGAUUCUGGCUGGGUUCCACCUGCGCCACCUUCUCUAUCAGCAGGGGUGUCACGACUAUGUGCGUGGAGUUGUCGAGAAAGUGCUCAAACUCUGGGAGACUCAGAAAAUCAAAAUUAUCAUUGACUCAGGAUGGGCCUUUGAAGACGUCGCGGAAGCAAUGCAGAAAAUGCACGACAGAAAAAAUAUUGGCAAAAUUACUUUAAUUCCAGAUAUGGAGCCAAAGCCUCCGACUAAAGCCAAAGAUGGCAAAACCAUUACUAGUGGAGAAAGUACUGACACAGAAAAAGAUGUGAAAGAUGAACAAACACCUCCGCCAUGAAUGUGACAGAUUAUUCCUGUAGUUAAUAUUAGUCUUCAUCUUUGAAUGAAUGGAAAUCUCGUUGGACAUGUUUUUUCAUGAUAAAUUCGGCUUGAUACUGUUUCAAUGUGUGGAUGCUUGGCAGGUGUUUUUUCUUUCCAAAAUUGCAGUUAAUGUUAGAGAUGCUUGAUUUAUUGUUACUUUGGAGGUGCAUCUAUAUAAAUAGGCACAACCAAAGCGUCCCCAAAUUUUAUUUAUCCUAGAUUAUUUCUUUGAAAUGUUGAUAUUUUUGAGUAGUUAUAUAUUUAUUUUGUCUUCACAAAAUAUCUAGUCAUGUUUAAUAGAUGUUUAUGUCCUUUUAAAUAUUUAAUUCAUUACAAAAAUUAAUUUUUCAAAUAGUUGAUGUGAAAAUGUUUUACAUGCUUAAACCAAUCUGAAUCUUUUCCAGAAGUUACCUUGCUGUAAAUGAUUUAGGGCAAGCAUUUAAAAAGUUGUGCAAAUUCUUUAGCAAAAACUGCAAUGUAUAAAAAAAGUUUUUGAUGUUCUUGAAAUAUUAAAACGCACAUUACAAUAGUAAAAGAAAUCUUAUCUAAAAAAGUAUGGAGAAAUCAUGCACAGUUAUAAAAUCAGUUAUAUUUUUUAAAAUUAAAACUAUACUUAAAAAGUGUUGAUUGGUAAUCCACGAUUUAUGAUGAUUCACAACUAAAUCAUUUAAGUGGUGGUAGUAAAACUUCUUGAUACAAAAGAAGAAAUUUAAAAGAAAGUGCUUUUUAAAAUGCAUUUGAAAUGUCAGUACUUCUGUAUUAAAAUAGAAAACUAUUGUCAUCCGACAUGCUGUUCAAAUUGUAAGUAAUGUUAGCUAAUUGCAGAUGCUAAUUAUUUAGCUGUAUUACAAUUUUUAUAUUUAUGUUUAAUUGUCUCUCUCAAUCUAAAAUAUUUAUCUUAAAAUUAUUUUACUAAAGAAAAUUUCACCGAAGAAAACCUCACUUUUGUUGCUAAUCUGAUCAAAAACGCUGAAUCUCAUUCUUUUCUGGCUUGCACUUGUUAUUUUAUUGUAUUGUAAGAGGAAAACAAUUGAGAAAAUUCUUUGCUUAAUUAAAAUAUUCUUUUAAAAGCCUACUAGUACAAAAACCAACUUUAUCCACUUAUGUUUUUCUAUCAAUUAAAAAAAAAGCAUUUUAUAUCAACUGGUUAAAAUCAUAAUUUGCAGUUUAGUAUAAUAAAGCAGAUUAUAGACAUAAACCGAUCAUUAAAGAAGGGGGAAAAAAACUUAUGUCUCUAAUUCCAAAUUAGUAGAAUAGCAUCAAAUCCACUGAAGUCUUUUUCCAUUCAAUGUUUUUGCUUGAUACUGGAAAUCUUUCUUUCGAUUAUGAAAGAUGUAAUCUAUGUGGCAAAAUAAAUUUUGCUUAGAAGCAUCAUUAUUCUAUUUUGUCUUUAAAAUCGAAUAUGUAGAACUAUAAACUUGUAUUUAGUACUGUUAAAAAGUUUGACAAAACACUGGUUAUGCCUGCAAUUCCUUAUUUUGAUCUAUGAAUCUUUAGAUAACUUAAAAGUUUAACCUUAGAUUUUGCUGAGGACUUUGUUAUUGAACUCCCCUACAACAUUGCUAAAAUGAUUUUCCAUGCAGAGAACAAAGUUAAUUUGAAAUUCCUGAUUAUUCACUUAUGAACUGAGCAUGAAGCCAUUUUCUCAGCUUAAAAGUCUUGAGGAAUUUGAAUGCUUGUGAAAUUUACAUUUAAAUUAUUUUUAUGAUGCGAAAAUUUACCAAGAAAUUUAAAUAUGAGAAAAAUAAUUUGUCAAUAAAGCAUUGUCAAAUCCUGCAUUGAAUGUUCUUAUAUUUUUGAAGCAUUGCUUUGUAUUUAGCAAAUUUGUGACUUUGUAAUAAAUUAGGCUAAAUUUUUGAAAUGAGCGUAUUAAACUUUGAUAAGUCUAAAACAUAUAAGUAUAUAUAUGCUUUUGCUAAAUCUACUUUACAGGCUUUCUGCAGCUUGCAAAUUUUUCAAUAUUUUCAGGAAUGAAAAACAUAUCGAAAAAUUAUGUAUUUUUGUGAUGGAUAUUUGUUAAAUGUUGCUUGUUUUGUCAAUGUAUUAAAUUAUAUGCUAAUUAAAUUUCUGUG